CGUUAAAUUCUCAUUUCGUCACGAUGCCUACGUCUCCAAGCGCAACAUCUGUCGGAGCUGGAAAAAGCAGUGGGGCCGCUGCCGGGAAAUCAGCCCCCAGAGCAGGAGCCGGAACAGUCAGACAAAGAAAAGUUCCAGCCUCAACAGUGGGAUCUAAAAAGUCAUCAGGUGGUGCUGGUGGGGCAGGGAUGUGGAGAUUCUACACUGAAGAUUCUCCUGGAAUUAAAGUGGGUCCAGUUCCGGUUUUAGUGAUGUCCCUUCUAUUCAUUGCCUCAGUUUUUAUGCUGCAUAUUUGGGGAAAAUAUACUAGAGGCUAAGACUCAUUGUUUGUUUGAAAAAAUGAUUGACUGAAUGUAAUAUAGGUGAUAUAACAGUAUAUUUAUAUAUAUAUGUAUAUAUGUGUGUGUGUGUGUGUGUGUGUAUGUAUCUAUUUAUUCAGAUAUGUGUAUAUUUAACUGAAUAAUAUACAUUUCCAUUGCAAUUGUUUAUUUGUGUUCAUGAUAUAAUAUUUGUUAUUUUGUUUAAGCUAUUUGUUUAAAUAAUAAAUAAAUAAAAUAAUAAAGUAAAUAAUUAAGUGUUAAUUUUAACGAAUGAAUAUUUAAAUAAAUAUAUGGAUGAUUGAUUGAAUGAAUUGUAUUAUUCUAUUUUCAUUAUCAUGAAUUAUCUAACUUUAUGUUACGCUAUAAAUAGCUUGACACGAGGCCCAUUUAACGUUAAUAAUAUAUAACGAUGAUGGUGAUAAAUGUGUAAUUGUAACAACAAUGAUAUAGCGAUUACGAUGUUGAUUUAUAGCGGUAAGGACGUUGCAAUGUUAAGCAAUGAUUCCAGAAAUGAGAAUUUAGUCCAAGUGGUCGUCUUUUUGGGUGAAUUGUUUGCAUUCUGUUUUAUUCUAAAUUUUUUCUAAAACAAUUUAUGUCGGCUGUUUUUUGGUCUGUCGGUUAAUUCAAUGAAUAUGCCUAAACCGCCAAUAAAAGUAAAAAGUCCAAACUAAGUUUUGGAAAUUUUUGGUACAUUUCAGCUGGUAUCGUAGCUGCAUUGUUUUUAUUUGCCGUCAUGGUUGGAUUCAUUGUGAAGAAAAAAAUUAAAAGAUCCAGAGGAAGAUGAACAGAAAAAAAAGAAGAAGAGAAAGAAAAAAAUGAAAAAAAUGAAGAAGAUGCCCAAUCAGAAGCCGACACAGAAGAUUAGGAGUCAUCGUCAAUCAGGAAACGCUUUGCAAAACUGUUUUGAUAAUUAAAUAAAACUGAAUACUUAUUCAGUGAAAGAGAAUUAAACGAACAUA
Molecule: messenger RNA, 1279 nt
Organism: Helobdella robusta
Lineage: Eukaryota; Metazoa; Annelida; Clitellata; Rhynchobdellida; Glossiphoniidae
Exons: 5
Coding region: 24-317 (97 amino acids)
Biological process (GO): intracellular protein transport
Cellular component (GO): Sec61 translocon complex
Source: RefSeq, a predicted model, not a curated record